UUCACUGGAAUACAGGCUAGUCAUUUUCAUACAGCAUAAACAAACUUUCCACGUUGUAACAGCAGACAAGGCGGAUUGCUAUGGCAGAAGUGGAGAUCGGACAGCACUGUGAUGUGGAGCACUGCGGCCAGCUAGAUUUUCUUCCUUUUAUCUGUGAUGGCUGCUCAAAAGUAUUUUGCCUUGUACACAGAAACAGAGACUCUCAUGGCUGUGUUGAGGUUACAGUGAGUACGGAUCAUGAAAAAUCUGAGGGGAGCACACACUACCCAUGUACUUAUAAAGGCUGCAGUGAUAAGGAGCUAGUGCAAGUUCUGUGUCCUUUCUGUGCGAAACACUUCUGUUUCAGGUAUCGUCAUCAGUCAGAUCAUGAGUGUGAUAAGCUUGAAGCACCCAAACCUCGAAUGUCUGCAACACAACAAUUGGUGAAAGAGAUUGUUGAUUCCAAAAAAUCUGUUCCUCCCAGCAAAGCGAGGAAGGGAGCAAAAAACAGCGAGACUGCCGCAAAAGUUGCACUAAUGAAGCUGAAGCUACAUGCUCUGGGGGAUAAAUCUUUGCCACAGUCCGAAAGGGUCUACUUCCAGGUUUUCUUGCCUAAGGAUGGAAAGGACAAAAGCAAACCCAUAUUCUUCUGCAAGAAGUGGAGUAUUGGUAAGGCUGUGGAUUAUGCAGCUUCCUUAGCAAGUCUCAAGAAUGACAAUAACAGAGCAACAGCAAAGAAGCUAAGAGUGUGUCACCCAGAGACAGGACAUGCUCUGCCUUUGGACAGUACCGUGGAAACCUGGCUUUCAAGUCCGGAAAAUGCUUUAUACAACGGCGGGAAUAUUAUUAUAGAGUAUCUGGAUAAUGACUGCAGCAGUGUGGAAGAUACCAAUUCUUACCUAAACUAGUACUACU
Nanorana parkeri is the source of this 894-nucleotide messenger RNA. It is a transcript of the gene ZFAND1, whose product is annotated as zinc finger AN1-type containing 1. Bases 81 to 887 code for a protein of 268 amino acids. The record is from RefSeq and is a predicted model, not a curated record. Gene Ontology annotation, cellular component: cytoplasm; cytoplasmic stress granule. Gene Ontology annotation, molecular function: zinc ion binding. NCBI's taxonomy places the organism in Eukaryota, Metazoa, Chordata, Amphibia, Anura, Dicroglossidae. The transcript has 8 exons. Gene Ontology annotation, biological process: cytoplasmic stress granule disassembly.